AUGACGGGCCUCCAGGUCAUCCUGGAAGAGAAGGACCUCCAGGUGAAAAAGGGAUUGCCAGGUCCUUCCGGUGUGCAGGGACCUGUAGGAUACCCCGGACAACGGGGCGUUAAGGGUGCAGAUGGAAUCAGAGGGUUGAAGGGAAGCAAAGGGGAAAAGGGAGAAGAUGGUUUUCCCGGGGCAAAAGGGGAGAUGGGAGCGAAGGGGGAUGUUGGAGAUAAUGGACCUCUAGGGUCUCGAGGUGAAGAUGGGCCUGAAGGUCUCAAAGGUCAGUUGGGUCCUCAGGGAGAGGCCGGGCCGGCUGGUAUUUCUGGAGAAAAGGGGAAACUGGGGGUUCCAGGUUUACCUGGGUAUCCAGGACGACAGGGCCCCAAGGGCUCUGAUGGGUUUCCUGGUGCGCUGGGGGCUCCUGGAGAGAAAGGGAAGAAAGGCCCUGCAGGACAAGCAGGAAGUGCAGGCCAAAGAGGUCCAAACGGUGCCCGAGGAGGCAGGGGGCUGAGAGGUCCUACAGGGAAACCAGGAGAAAAGGGAGCCUCGGGACAUGACGGGCCCCCAGGAUCUCCCGGAGAGAGGGGGCCUUCAGGGCCACAAGGAAGGAAUGGAGAACCAGGACCUAAAGGCUCAAGUGGUCCAGCUGGGAAGGAUGGACUUCCGGGUCAUCCGGGUCAAAGAGGAGAACCAGGCUUUCAAGGAAAAACGGGCCCCCCAGGGCCUUCAGGUGUGGUCGGACCUCAGGGGAAGUCAGGGGAACCUGGACCAACAGGAGACCGCGGUCACCCGGGAGCACCGGGCGUACCCGGAGAGCACGGUUUACCUGGGGCUGCUGGGAAAGAGGGCGGAAAGGGGGAUCCUGGUUUACCGGGGACAUCAGGGAAGAACGGUCCAACUGGACUGAAGGGGUUCAGAGGGAGCAGAGGAGCUACUGGAGUUAUGGGACCUCCUGGUUUGAAAGGAGCAACAGGCCCCGGUGGAUCCCCCGGAUCUCUGGGGCCAUCAGGAGAACGAGGCCCUCCAGGACCAGCCGGGGCAAUCGGACAGCCUGGUCGUGCCGGAGCGGUUGGAGGACCGGGACCAAUGGGAGAGAAGGGGGAGCCUGGAGAGAAGGGCCCUAUUGGACCUGCAGGUAAGGACGGGGAUCUGGGUCUGGUAGGAAUGCCCGGAGCAACAGGACCUGCAGGACCUUCGGGGGAUGAUGGGGAUAAGGGGGAGCAGGGAGGACCUGGACAGAAAGGCAGCAAAGGAGACAAGGGGGAAGCGGGCCCCUCGGGUCCUACUGGCACCCAGGGGCCAGUUGGUCAGCCUGGUCUUCCAGGUGUAGAUGGGCUGUCUGGCCCUCGAGGGCAGCAGGGUAUGUACGGCCCCAAAGGAGACGAGGGGCCCCGUGGUUUCAAGGGCUCCAGAGGGCCAAGAGGAUUACAGGGUAUGCCUGGCUUACCUGGAGAAAAGGGAGAGAGCGGACAUGUUGGUUUGAUGGGUCCACCUGGACUACAAGGCCCCAAUGGUGCUCAAGGACCUAUGGGAGGACUGGGACAAACCGGCAGACCUGGGAUGAUUGGACAGCCGGGUGUUGUGGGGGAAAAGGGAGAGGAUGGAGAAGCGGGUGACCCUGGACCAGUCGGUAUUCCAGGAAGGCUAGGUGACAAAGGAGACCAAGGUGAAAAGGGAGAUACGGGCCCUCCAGGAGCCGCCGGUCCCCCGGGGGCCAGGGGCAUUCCAGGAGAGGAUGGAGCAAAGGGCAAUGGUGGUCCUAUAGGUCUGACUGGUGACCUUGGUCAGCAGGGAGAGGCAGGACCCAAUGGUGUAGAUGGCCUCCUUGGAUCUAAAGGCGACACCGGAGAAUCUGGUAAAUCUGGACCCCCAGGGGCAACAGGGGAGCCUGGACCACCGGGGCCUCCUGGACGAAGGGGACACUUGGGAAAACCCGGAAAGGAAGGAAAAGAAGGCCUGAAAGGAACAAAGGGGACCCCUGGACUGGAGGGUCCCAUUGGAAAGACGGGACCCAGAGGUUCUCAAGGGCAUCCAGGAAAAAAUGGUCCACAGGGCCUGAGAGGAAUCCCUGGACCAGCAGGUGAGCAGGGUUUAAAUGGGCCACCGGGUCAAACUGGACCUCCAGGUCCCAUGGGUCCACCAGGUUUACCAGGCCUCAAGGGAGAUCCUGGCAGGAAGGGAGACAAGGGUCACGGUGGACUAAUCGGACUCAUAGGACCUCCAGGAGACAUCGGAGAGAAAGGUGACAGAGGACUACCAGGAAGCCAAGGCCUUCAAGGUCCAAAAGGAGAUGAGGGUCCAGUCGGCCCACCAGGCCCACCUGGACCUCCUGGUCCCACAGGACUGUCUGGUGCUAUUGGUCAAAAAGGCUCCAAAGGGAACCAGGGUCCGAUAGGUCCCAGAGGAGACACCGGCCCUGUGGGGCCUCCAGGACCACCUGGACGGGCCGCUGUUGGUUUUUCGCCUCUUCCAGAGCGAGGAAGAAGAAGAAGAACUCACCCUGUGGUGGAUGGUGCUGCAUUUGAGGACGAGGAGGAGACCAUGGACAGAGGAGAGGACGACGGUUGGGUGCAAAGCGACCAGGCCACACUGGAUGGUUUGGCGAAAGAUAAUGAGGCUCAGGACAUGGAAGAAGUGUUUGCUUCAAUUUCAUCUAUGAAAGUUGAGGUGGAGGGUCUGCGUAACCCAAUGGGGACUUACCACAGCCCAGCACGCACCUGCAAGGAGCUGUGGCUCCUCCAUCCAGAGCUCCCCAGUGGGGAGUACUGGAUAGACCCCAACCAGGGCUGCCACAGAGACGCCUUCAAAGCUUUCUGUAACUUUACUGCACAGGGAGAAACGUGUCUGUACCCAGACAAAAAGUUCCAGUCGGUGAAAUUAGCAGCAUGGAAAGGGGAAAAACCUAACACCUGGUACAGUAAAUUCAGGAAAGGAAAACAGUUCUCCUACACAGGGUCAGAUGGUGUCUCGAUACACAUCGUUCAGCUGACCUUCCUGAAGCUUCUCAGUGCCACAGCCAAGCAGACUUUCACCUAUCACUGCCUCAAUUCUGCCGCCUGGCUACACGCGGCCAGCUACAGUCAUGAACAUGCACUGCGCUUCAGAGGCAGCAACGGGGAGGAGCUGACUCACGAGAAUGCACAUUACAUCAGUCCGUUAUACGACGGCUGCCAAGUACGCUCAGGACAGGAGAGGACGGUUUUGGAAAUUGAGGCACCGACAUCCCAGACUCUCCCCAUCAUCGACAUAGCUGUGUCCGAUUUCGGCAAUGGGAACCAGAAAUUUGGUUUCCAAGUUGGCCCGGUUUGCUUCAAUGGUUAACAAUCUCAGGAAGGCAUAAGAAUGGGAUUAAUUUAAUAGAAAAGAGCCUUGGACACUUUUUACAUGCAGGGAGAACAAAACUUUCAAGAUCACAUAUUUAAUUUGUACAGUAAAUAAUGUUUCAUGGCUCAAACUAGCACUCUUGCUCAAAUGUUCAUUCGGUUUGUAUGUUACUGGUUCAUUGUUGUUGUAUGCUACAAUGCCUCACUGUGGAUUCACAUGCUGUUAUAAAGAGAAGGACACCUUUGUUGAUGUCCUCACGGUUUUUGUUUUCUUCUUUUCUUCAACAUGUUUUCUCUGCUUCUGUUUCAGUAAUGACUUUAAAAAACAAAUGGUUACAGUCACCUGUAAGGGAAUCAGUGUGGAGGAAUUAAUAUUCUUAAACCUGACAGAUGCAGACCAUCCAGCAUAAUCCAAUGAAAUAACUGAAACUGUCAGCAUUCACAAAUAGGUUCAUAUUAGUUUAUUGUGUUCAUCGCAAAUAUCUGAUUGAGAAAUCAUAAAGAAGAAGCUGACUUUUAAUUAGUGACACACAGAGAAUAAUUCUGGGUCCUGGAAUCGGGUUUGAUGAUAAUUCUUAGUGUUCCUAAGCACUACCAGGAAGGAGGAACAUCUUUCAUUUGUGUGGACACUGUAACUGAGGAAAAACACUCAUUGUUACAGUUUGAUGUUUAAAGUCAAAGGACAAACAGUGAUAUUUAAGCUAUUCAAAAGGAAAAUGGUUGCUGUUAAUUUAGGCUGCAGUAGAGUAAGACAGAGGCAGAAUGAUGAACAUUUAGCAACAAACCUGAUCUUUUUUACUCUUUACUGCCUGCCACCACUGAAAGUCCGAAUCCAACAAAGAAAAUAGACUUUAGCCUACAUUCAAAUUCUCUUAACACUGCUACAGAUAUUCUCUACUCUACUUUCCUAGUGAUGAAAAACAUAGAUGUUUUAACAAUUUUUCCAAGAAGGACAUCAAUAAGAGUUUAUGUGUUUUAUAAAAAAAUGUAUUUCAAUACAAUUCAAAUCUCAUAUUUGUGACUGUGUACAGUUUCAAAUAUUUUUUGUUGUCGUCAAACCUCAAUUUUUUGUUUUCUUUUGUUCUUUGUUUUGUUGUAGUUGCGUGGUUGUGAUCAUGAGUUAAACACAUUGCAUUGAUGAGCCACAACAUUAAAACCACUUUCAUAAUGAAUAAUACAAACAUUGA
This is a messenger RNA of Xiphophorus hellerii (green swordtail), 4498 nucleotides long. Its product is annotated as collagen alpha-1(XI) chain-like. Gene Ontology annotation, molecular function: extracellular matrix structural constituent conferring tensile strength. The transcript is spliced from 42 exons. The coding region runs from base 1 to 3309 and encodes 1102 amino acids. The record is from RefSeq and is a predicted model, not a curated record. Gene Ontology annotation, biological process: extracellular matrix organization. Lineage: Eukaryota; Metazoa; Chordata; Actinopteri; Cyprinodontiformes; Poeciliidae.